Messenger RNA from Dicentrarchus labrax (European seabass), 4246 nucleotides. It is a transcript of the gene tm9sf2, whose product is annotated as transmembrane 9 superfamily member 2. The transcript is spliced from 17 exons. The coding region runs from base 138 to 2075 and encodes 645 amino acids. Gene Ontology annotation, biological process: protein localization to membrane. Gene Ontology annotation, cellular component: membrane. Lineage: Eukaryota; Metazoa; Chordata; Actinopteri; Moronidae. The record is from RefSeq and is a predicted model, not a curated record.
CAUGUGACGUGUCUGCCUGCCGCAGAACCGGAUGCUGGUGGCGGACUGUCCGGUAUAGAUGUCAGAUGAAGUGUAAACCGAGAAAAGGGCUCUAGAUUUGUAUGUAAAUCUGAUCGAGCAGACUGGCCGGUGUGAACAUGCUGCUGUGGCUGCUGGGACCCGCGCUGCUGGCUCGGGCGGCCGGUUUCUACCUCCCGGGUCUGGCUCCCGUCAGCUUCUGUGAGCCUGGGAAAGACCAGGUCCCAGACUGCAAGUCGACCAUUGAGCUGUUUGUGAACCGCCUGGAUUCAGUGGAGUCUGUGCUGCCUUAUGAAUACACUGUGUUUGACUUCUGCUCUGAGAACACCAUGAAACGUCCCUCAGAGAAUCUGGGCCAGGUUCUUUUUGGGGAGAGGAUCGAACCCUCGCCAUACAAGUUUGAGUUUAAGAAAACCGCGGUGUGUCAGCCGGUGUGUACCAAAGUCUAUGACAGCAGCAAGCCAUCAGACAAAGCCAAACUGGACUUCCUCAAGAAAGGCAUGUUUCUCAACUACCAGCACCACUGGAUUGUGGAUAACAUGCCAGUCACCUGGUGCUAUGAUGUUGAAGAUGGACAGAAGUUCUGUAAUCCUGGUUUCCCUAUUGGCUGUUACGUCACAGAAGCAGGCCGACCCAAAGAUGCCUGCGUGGUCAACUCUAACUUUAAUGAAAAGGAUGCUUUUUACAUCUUCAACCACGUGGACAUCUCCAUACAUUACCACAUCGUUGAGCACGAACAACUUGGAGCACGACUGGUUGCUGCCAAGAUUGAACCCAAAAGCUAUGAAAAUAAAAAUGAUGACAAGCCUGAUUGUUCUGGAGGGCCAAAGUUCCUAAAAAACAAAGACACAGGAGUGUUCAAGAUCCCAUACACUUACUCCAUCAGUUUUGUGGAAGACAAGAAUAUUCGCUGGGCGUCUAGAUGGGACUACAUCCUGGAGUCAAUGCCUCACACCAACAUCCAGUGGUUCAGCAUAAUGAACUCGUUGGUGAUUGUGUUGUUCCUGUCUGGAAUGGUAGCGAUGAUCAUGCUGCGGACACUGCACAAAGACAUCGCCAGAUACAAUCAGAUGGACUCUGUGGAGGAUGCCCAGGAGGAGUUUGGGUGGAAGUUGGUCCAUGGAGAUGUGUUCCGACCUCCCAGGAAAGGAAUGCUGCUGUCGGUUUUCCUUGGCUCUGGAACCCAGAUCUUCAUUAUGACCUUUGUCACCCUGUUCUUUGCCUGUCUUGGGUUCCUGUCUCCUGCAAACCGCGGGGCUCUGAUGACGUGUGCUGUUGUUCUCUGGGUUCUUCUGGGAACUCCUGCCGGAUAUGUGGCUGCUCGCCUCUACAAAUCUUUUGGAGGAGAGAAGUGGAAGACCAACGUCCUGCUGACAGCCUUCCUCUGUCCUGGGGUGGUAUUUGCAGAUUUUUUUGUGAUGAACUUGAUCCUGUGGGGUGAAGGGUCUUCAGCAGCCAUGCCAUUUGGGACCCUGGUUGCCAUAUUAGCUCUUUGGUUCUGUAUCUCGGUGCCGCUUACCUUCAUAGGAGCAUACUUUGGCUUCAAGAAGACAGGUAUCGAGCACCCAGUCCGGACCAAUCAGAUCCCUCGUCAAAUCCCAGAGCAGUCGUUCUACACAAAGCCUUUCCCUGGUAUCAUCAUGGGAGGAAUUCUGCCUUUUGGAUGUAUAUUUAUUCAGCUUUUCUUCAUACUAAACUCCAUCUGGUCCCAUCAGAUGUACUACAUGUUUGGCUUCCUUUUCCUGGUCUUCAUCAUCCUGGUCAUCACCUGCUCUGAGGCCACCAUCCUGCUCUGCUACUUCCACUUAUGUGCUGAGGACUACCAUUGGCAGUGGCGUUCCUUCCUGACCAGCGGCUUCACUGCUGUCUAUUUCCUGGUCUACGCCAUUCAUUACUUCUUCUCUAAGCUGCAAAUCACCGGACUGGCCAGCACCAUCCUGUACUUUGGAUACACCAUGAUCAUGGCUCUCAUCUUUUUCUUAUUCACUGGUACGAUCGGCUUCUUUGCCUGUUUCUGGUUUGUUACCAAGAUCUACAGUGUGGUCAAAGUGGACUGACAAUAUAUGGAAGGAGGUUCACCCAUCAGUCUCUGGAACAUUCAGUGCUGUCCAACUGAACUGAACCUUCACCUCCUCAUUUCCUCAGACAGGACUCUGACAGAUGACAGUUUUCUUUCUUUUCUGUGCCUAACAUGUGUACGCUGGGUUGUAAUCUUGUACAUACAGUAUCUAUCUGCAUAUAAUCUGAAUGGAAUGAAUCAUAACUGUACAAGCCUCCUCCCGGUAUCCGACACACACACCCUCUCAGAACGCAUUGACGCACAGCUGGGACCGAGGACAGAAACUGUGUCAGCUGUCGCGUCAUGGCGUUUGAGGUUUGUUUCAUGAUCCGUGUGCACUUUGUGUUUGCAGAUGUAGUUGGACAUUGUAGUCAUACAAAUAAAGCUGUGAGGGUCUGCUUCUUAACAGCUGCUACUGCUACUUUCCCUGUGGACACUGGAUAUGUCAGAAUGGGGUCAUACGGCUGUUCCAUUCUUUAGCGCAGCCUACUUGUUUAAAUUUUAAGGUCACAACCAGUGACUGCUUUGUGGAACACAAUUUCCUCAAAUGUUCAGUUCUUUGAGGCGUGUGGGGGGUGGGACGGAUGAAUCCUCUGCUGAGAAUUUGGGAAGAAGUUGCAGGUUCAGCCAACUAGCCUGCAGUUCUGUGAAAGAGCAGGCAGGCUGCAGUUUGACAGCUUCCAUAAUGAAAUAAACUUUUGUCCUGGCCUAUAAUCUUUUUUAUUUUUUAAGAAACAUAAAAUCCUGUAUUUCAAUUAUAGGUUGACAGAACAUUAUUCUUAGGUUAUGUCAAAGGUUAAGAGUUUUUCUUAAAACUUAAACAUUUAUUGAAAUUGAGUUCUCAACUUUUAUUUAUUUUGAACAGUGUUCAACAGUGAGGUUAACAGACAUUACCAGCAGGCAGUAGUUUCAUAAAGCUUACAUUAUGGGCAACGUCAAUAUCAUGUUGGCCCACGUUUCGCUUUUUUCUUUGAUUGCUGCAGAACGCCACAGUGAAACUACCGCCAGCUAGUAGAACACAGGCUAGUUCAGACAUUGGGCUCUGGGUCUCUGUUCACCUUCUCUCAAUGACCUCCAGAAAAUAACACAAACUAGGGUUAUAUCGUCGAUAGAACGUAUCUUAUGAACAGAACCCGGCAGCUUUCCUGUUCUGUCCUUUCAUAGGUUGUCACAAUUGGUUACAUUGAUUUCUCUAUACUGCGCUCAUAUUGUCACAUCUCUUCACAGUUAUUGAUACAUGCUUUUGUACCAUAACAAUUGAAACAUUUCUUUACAACAAAUCUUCAGUCAGAACACCAUGACCUAAAAAAUCCACUAAAACUUACAAUAUAUAUCACUAUUGUCUCAUUGUAUUUGCACAAGCCAAGAUUCUAUUACAACAAAAGGAACGGCACCUCUUUCUGCAUGGAUGUCUAUACAUACAGGACAGCCACAUAUACAGAUACACAGUACCGCAGUGCGAGUCAACUCUUCUCUAAUAUGUAAAGUCAUGUGUAAAAUGGACUGUCAAUACACACAUUUUUUUAAACAAUUUGUGAAAUUAAAACGAUGCUGAUUUAAUUGAAUGCAUUUUAUGUUAAAGCAAUGAAAAGUUACCAACAGUUAAAUCCACAUUGACUGCUGUGCUUUUGAAAAAUGAACAGUGUUGUAAAGUAUGUGUAACCAAUUGUAACGCAAAUUCUGAGCCUUUAAUGAAGAGAGACAACAGGUUGAAGAGCCAUCACCCUCACAACCCAACAGUGCACACCUCAUAACUGCUUCUGUAACAAGAGCAGAAUACAUUCAUUUGUUCAGCUGAAAGUCAUUCUGGUGAGAGCGGACAAACUCCCAGCUUUAGUGACGACAGAGCUGACUGCUUAUUAUUUUCAGCUCAUCAGUUGCUUUGCCUUGUUCCCAGCUUUCUGUAGAGGGCUGCACAGUGAGCCAGUGAAGCAGGCCAUGUGUCAGAGGCUUUUCAACUUGGCGUUUGAAACAUUUAUUGUAAGUAACUUUUUCUAAUGUAAAACGUGGACUGGGAAAUGGAACAAAUGAGAAUGAGUGGAUGAACUUGUCCGUUACCAUGGAAACAUUUCAACUUCUAAUAUUCGUGUGUUUCAAACUAUGGUUUGUUAGGGGUUUCAUGUUAUUAAUUAAUGACUAAUAAUUAAAUUUGAUUUUUCCUUUCUCUCA